This is a messenger RNA of Alternaria postmessia, 366 nucleotides long. RefSeq lists its product as uncharacterized. The record is from RefSeq and is a predicted model, not a curated record. NCBI's taxonomy places the organism in Eukaryota, Fungi, Ascomycota, Dothideomycetes, Pleosporales, Pleosporaceae. Bases 1 to 366 code for a protein of 121 amino acids. The transcript is spliced from 2 exons.
AUGGAAUUUACCCAGCAGGUCGAUCCCAAAUCGUCACCGCUCACCCGUCGGGAUUCACUGAAGCCACGGCGCAGUCCCACGUCGAGGAUCUCCGAACUCUUUGGACGCGACAAGACUGGCCCUGGGAUUGGAAGCCAGCAACAGCGACAACAGCAAGCACCAACCUCUGCAGAAAAACCGCUGGGUGCAGUCACAUCUGGCUUCGGGAUUACUUCCAGCGCAGCAGGAAAGGGGGCUGGGCCGGAUACGCCAGCGAAAUCGUCGCAAGUGCAGCAACCACAGGCCAAAGUCCAGGCAAAGGCUGCACAGGGAGGUGGUAUGAUCAAUCCACUUAGAGGACGCUGGGGAUGGGGACGGACAAGAUGA